AUGGAUUUCGGAUCUACCACGAAGGAUUUCACUAGGUCUGCUGAGGCUGGAGAGGGUGAUACGAUCUUUGCCAGGAAGAGGCUGAGACGAGUGAGCUUUGCGGACACCACCGCCAUCCAUUUCUUCGAUAGGGAUGAGGAUGUGGAAACCCCGCCGGACGCGAAGGUGGGAGCAGAGGGCUCCUCCCAGUCAGGUCUCGGUAAUGAGCCGUUAGGCUUCCAGGGGGAUGGCACUGAUAGCGAGGAUACCAGGAGUUCGCCUCGUCGACUGGAAGAUGGAGACGACGAUGAUGACGAGGAUGGUGGCGACGAGCAUGAGCUCUUCGUCAGGAGAUACGCAGACUCAUCUUCUCCCUGCAGUACUGCUGGCUCUGUGUCAUCAAAUGACGGUAAUCAGCUCUAAAUUUUGCAUUUUUUAAGACCUAGAAUUAUUUUUUUGUUCUCCAACUAUCUCCUGAGGGACGUCCGGAUUAUGAAGUCAUCUGGUUUUUCCCUCUUUAGCGUACCGGAAGCUUCUGCCAGAAAUGAUAUGGUUUCAGAAGUGCUUGUAUUAUGUUAGCGUCUAACUAUGUAUUCGCGUUGAUUCGUGGGUUGGUAAUUGGGAGCAUCAAGAAUUUAGAUUUUCCAAUCUUUUCGAAGAAUUUAGAUGAACUGUUAGUGUAGUUUUCUAAGUGACAUACAAAUUGGAGACUGCUGGUUUCAGAUAUAGGUGUCUGGUUAUCAUUGACUUAUCCACAUACUAAGAGCAUGGUACUGAGAGUUUUCUGCGGAACAACAUCAGCCGAGAAAAAGAAGCUCCUUUAUUCUCCCCGAUUUCUUUCUCAUGACAUUCAGCUAUCAAAACCUUGAGUUUCAAAUCAUUUUUUGACAUAUGAAGCAUAAUGUUUCCGAGGAGUAGUAUAUUCACCUCAGACAAUAACUUUUGUCUUGUUCAUUAUAUUUUGUGGAUGGAAAUGCAUCUCUUAGAAUCAGGAUGAAUCCGCUGGAUCGAACUUUUCUCCAAGAAGCAUUCCAAUUUGGUUCCCAAAAAGUGGAACUCUUAAAUAGAGUAUAUUGAUGCAGCUCCUGGCAUCAUCUCCUUCCAUUGUCUCCUCCAAUUUCAUUCUGUACUUGGUGCCAAACCGUUUCUUUUCCGUAAAACAUGAAUUAUCUGAAAAGAUUAUUCAACUAAGGGUGACUGAAGAUGCGAAUGGUCGGCUGGUUAAGAUCAUUAGCUAUUUGGAGAGAACAGGGUGACCCAUUAAAGAUGACUGAGUAUUAUGUACUGAAUAUUCUAGUCAUUAGGCUAUGAUGAUACUGAACCAAAGGGUAGAAGGAUGAAAAUUUGCAAACUGGAGAGUUAUUUUGAGUAGACUAAUAAGGAUGAAAGUCUGCACGUCAUUUGAGCGGGAAAGUCAGAAUUUUAUUUCAUUUUUCAUUGACGAAUGUAAAGGAGACAUUUACGUUCUGAUUGCAUUUUUUUUAAAAUGGCUUUUUCUCCUAGUGAUUUUGUUCAAAUGCAAUAAGAAACCUAUUUGUAGAACGUUUUUAAAUUUCUAAGUUUAAAUGCAUGCAGGUGAUAAUCUUUUUGGUCCUGUUUCAACGAGUUUCAUUAGAUCUGGAGGCCUGUCUGAGGUGUCAGAUGACAACAACCAUGAUAUAACACUCGAUUCAACAGCGUUCUCAAUGCAUUUCAGUAAUAUUCUCCCUUUGGAUGACCCGUCAAUCAACUCAGUUGAAAGCCCCAGGACACCAACAGGGCUCUCUGUGACAAAUGACUCUGAGGGUUUCGUGCUACAUUCAGAUGCAAAGAAAAUCCCCUCUCGUUUUGGCCUUCUGAAGGCAAAUGGUUACUCUAGUGACAUGACUCUUGUAGCAGAAUAUUCAAACAGAUAUGAUUAUGGAAAGCUUUCUCCUACAUUACAAGUGUUAUUGGCCAAGGUAAAUGAAACCAUACAGCCUCAGUCUCGAACUGAUGAAAGUAAGUCUUUGUCAUCCUGCAAAACCCUUGCUGAGGACCCAGAGGCUUCAGUUUCUGAAAAAAUUCGUAGUAGUUCUGAUGCGGUUGCAUCUACUAGUAUAGUUGAGUUACGUUCAGGUGAACAUAUUGAAGUUUGUCAGAAUGAGGACUAUCACGACAAGGGCACUACAAAUGCAUUGGAUGAUAGUUUGCAUGUUUCAAAUGGCUUGCCUGAAGCCCUUACCACUGGUGUGUCUCGUCUCCAUCGCAGUCCAGCUAGCACAGGAGCAGGCCUACCUGCAGGUGCAUCAAAUGGUGAAAUGAACCACGUAAGAACCUCCUAAAUUUCUGAUUUUCUCUUAUUCAGUAUUGUUUCCAGUUUUAAAUUCCUACUAUGUAUGGACACAUGCCUCAGUUACCGAUGUAACUGCAAUCGUUUUCUCGUCUACAUUUAGUUUCUAUACAACUUUACAUCAUGUACCAGAAAAAGUGAGAAAUUUCCCGAAAAGCUAAUCAUAGGUUCUCCUCUCCAUCGGAACAAUAGGGCUGUUAUGCUCAUUACUAAACUUAUUGAAGAGAUGAAAUAGAACCAAGGUCUAUCUUUUUUAUCAGAGGCUGAAUCGAUCAUCAGAAGAAGAAUUAAGCCGAAAAUAAGAAUACAUUCUGGUGACAAAAUACUAAUUACUUUUUGUUAUGGCAAUCGCAAUCAUAUUAACUCAUUUAAUUCCUCCUAUGUAGUGUGCUUGUGAUCGAUGUACGUUUGUCCAAGUUUGUUCCAGUCAUGAUUAGUUUAUGCUUAUUGACUUUGCCAUUAUUUUCCUUUCCUUUAGGAUGCUAAUUGUCUCAGGUAUAUGAUAUAUGUUCUCAAUUAGUAUGCUGAGCCUGAAUUUAGAUCCUUCAUCUUCUCUGAAAUUCUUGGAGAACGAACCAUAUGCAUGCUAAAUUCAUCGUGCUGUUACUGUAAUUCUUCCUUACAGUAUACUGGCAUGCUGUACAACCUUACCUUCCUUUUCCAUUCCUGUGUGUCAAAUCAUCAUCUGGCAAAAUUGUUCCCUCUUGUUUGAUUCCCUCUGUUUGUAAAACGUGACCCUUGGCCAGUCUUUUGGUUUUUUCCCACUACCUUCUUCGUGGAAUUUCUUUCUACAGCCAUAAUUAACAUUUUCCAUUGCAAUCUUGUUGUAGAAAUUCUCUAAGCAUUUGACUAGCUAUCUAAUUGUGAAAUUUGUUGACAUUGGCUCCAUGUUAAUUUGCAGGAAAGUUUAAUUUCUACGCACACGGAUGCGAAGGAUGAUGUCUACAAGGCAAAACCGUCAACUUUUGUGUCUGCUGAUGUUUCUAACAUUAAUAUUAAUUCAUCACCAAGUGUGCGGUCUCAAAAACAUUAUAGUGCAGGAAGUCAUUUUCGAGAUGAAACUCCUGAAAAUGAACACCGCUCAAAGAUUUCUCAGGUGUUUUCUUCAGAUUCUCCUGCCCAGAUGACUAUAAAUGAUAGAAGUGUUUCCUGCUCUCAUGAGGGAAGAAUGCACACUCCAACUGGCUAUCAGAAUACAAAUCGCACCCUGCAUUCUGCAUCUGAAGCCUCUAUAUCUUCAUUACGCACCAAAAGACGACAAUUGCUUGACGAUGCUUCUAGGCCAUUUGAAAGUGAACAGAAAUUGAGUUUCUCUGGAGUGCAGAGUGCUUUGUCUUCAAAGACGAAAGUUAUACGAGACAGUGAGCGGACUUCACUCAUCAAGAAUUGUAAUGCAGAAUUUGAAAAUUUUGAAAUCGAAGAAAGUGUACGAAGCAAAUCCAGAUCACAAUUGUCAGCAAGGGAUUAUAGGCUCCACGGGUUGAAAUCUAUGGAGGAUGACAAUGGAAGUAAAGGUUGUGGCAAACGUUUGGAUACCUCUGCUGAUCGGCGGGAUGAACAGGGGAUGGAUACUGCAGGAAUGGGAGCUAGUACGGAAAUGGAUCAUGAAAUACAUGUUGAUAGACCUGUUACCCCUGGUAACAUAAGGCGGUCAAUACGUGAUGCCGAGAAAAAUGUUUUGUUUGAAAGCAGUAAACAAGCAGAGGAAAUUAUACAGAUGCCCCAGUCAGGGAUUCGAAAAGAUGUGAAAGCGCGUAAUUUUGAUAAUUUCACAGAGAAGCAUGCAUCUUCUCCAGCUUCCAGCUAUUCCAGAGAGCAAAUAUUAGAUAUCCUGGAAAGUGCGCAUGCAGGCAGCACAUUCCGUACGUUCAUCUCCUCUCCGAAGAGCAUAUUGGGACAGAAACUCUCCGUACAGAAGGGACAAUGUUUCACUCCCUUGGUUAAUGACUCAGUCAAGUUGAAUUCUUUGCUCAACGAAAAGAAAUCAGAGACACCCAUCUCCCAUGUUCCAUGCAGUUCUGAUGAAGUGAGGAAGCUGCACAAUCUGGCUGCCACUGUCCACAUUUCAGGGAAGAAAAGGGUAAUAGGUAGCAGAAACUCUAACCCUGACGGCCAGGAUAGAAAUCACCGAGUACGGAAAGAUCUUGCCAGUAUUGUAGAGACACUGGCUGAUCGAAGCCCUACCUUCUUUUCUCCUUCAGAUGCCCAUAAGGAGGUUAUGGCGACAAAAGAAUCUGAAUAUACAGCUGAAGUUAUGCCUGUAUGUUGUCUUAAUUUUUUUUGAUCUCACAACUUGGGAAUUCUUUGUAUUGCUUUUCUUCUUUGCUGUAUCUGCUUCAUAGGGUAUAGGAAUGGUAGUUUUCCCGCAUUCUAUUUUCUUCUUGACGUUUUUCAACCUGAGGAUAUUUCCUACGUAAAAAUUGUUUUGUUGUGUUAUGCAGCGCACCAGGAGUGAUCCGGGUCUCGGCAGUGGGUCAGAACAUGUAGGAGGAAAUGAUAUCCCAACAUCUCAUCCGCGAAAUACAGCCUCUAAGGAUCCCAUGCUAAAUGCCCUUGUGGACACCUGUCAGGAUGUUUGUAGCCCAAACAAGUCAUCUUCCUUAUUGGAAGAAUGCAUUUCUGCAAAUAAAAGAAGCAGGCAAGAUCCUCUUUCCGCUGAUAGUAUGGAUGAUCCUGGAAGGAGUUCUAAGUGUAGCAAAGCUAUUCCUAUCUUUGAGGUAAUUUCUUCUGGGUUUACACGUGCACAUUCCAAUAGCUCUGUUAAUUUUUUUGUGUGGAAUGUCUCUCUUCUCUCACGUACUAUCUAUCUUACUCAUUGUCUCAAUCUUGUAGAUUUUGACGAGAAUAGUUGAGAGCACGAGGCUUCCAUUUUCACAAUUAGCUAAUAGACUAGAUCUGCCGGAGGUACGCUUACACCUUCAUGCUUUGAUCUCCGCAUUACCAUGGUGCUUGAAAGUUUUCUACUGCUGGUAGUCUUCUUAUUUACCACCAUUGAUGCUCUUUACACAGCUUGAUGCCCUGGAAGACCUGGUGUGCCAGCUAAAGAAUGCCAGAAAAUAUGAAACCCUCUGCAGUCACAUCCAGACCACCCUGGUUUGCAAGAUGUCCUCCUCAUUUGCGUGAAUUUUAGUGUGUUUUUAACUUUAAUAUCUGAUUGUAUCAUUUUCUGUGAAUGAUAUUUCGUAUGUUCCAGGCAAAGAACCCUAAUCUGGAUCAGCGGAAAAGGUUAUAUAAACCUUCUGUCUUUGACAUUGGGAAGAAGAAGCUCUGCUUGUUCCAGAGAUCCUGACGCAAUUAAUAUGGUGCAGGUUGUCUGAAAUCAGAUUGCUCAAGGAAACACUCUUGUAUGAGCAGGCAAGGUUACAGCUGAGGAGCAUAAAGCAUGAUAGAUUGCUCGUAUGCUUCUGCGCUCUGGUUUCAGAUUUCCUCUCCUAAAGGAACACGCGUUUGUUUCUCAGAUUCAAUGUACAUUGCUGCAGAAAAAAUCUCAAGAGUUGCAAUCAAGAAUUCACGACAUCUCCAAGCUGAGGCUAAGUUUUAUGCAACUGAUGGGAAAGCAGUUGGAUGUUGUGCCUGCUACAGCGCCGAAGUACGUUUCUCAGGUGAUUGAUCCAUACGUUUAUUCUUCUUCCUGUUUUGACUUUUACCCCGUUGCCGUCUUCUCUUGCAAAAUCUACUUCUGUUUUGACUAAGCAUUUGGUCAAACGUAAUAAUUACACAUUAAAGUCGGACUGAAAUUGCUUGAUCAGGUUUGACCCUUUUCCUCCAGCUCCAUUAUUCAAUGGGAAGACGUGGACAUUUUUCCAGGUUAAUGUCAUGAUCUUAUAUAAGAUAACUUCCUAACAAUCACUAUAGUCUACCUUCCAGGAAGAACACGAUAAAGCGGCAUCAAUGAGACAGAAACUAGAAGAGAUGGAUGAAAAAAUAAAGAGCUUGAUCAAAUUCUUUGGAGCUCAUUAUAACGUAAAUGGGACCCUCAGCCACGAUGAACUCAUUAAAGUAAUCAGUGAUCAUUUCCGUAAAUGGAAUGAUCGCAGAACCGUUUGUCAACGUCUGCAAGUAAGUCUUUUGUCUCCUGAUCACUUUGACUUUUCUUGGCAAAAUAUCUUUGUGUUCAUCUAAAACACUUUGGGCCCUACAUUCCAGCUAUGGAAGCUGGUGGAUGUCAUGAAUCAGACAGAUCAAUGUGACAUCUUACUCAACUACUGCGAUUUUUUUUCCCACCGGUAGCUCCUGUCUGUUACCAAUGAUUUUAUUUUUUUCAAUUAUUAAUACAUUAAUUUCCCCUCUGUUUGACUUUUGUUUUCCUCGUAGGUUCACCAUAUCCUUCACACCAGCUUCAAGAUUUGGUGUUGACCUCUCGAUGAAUGAUGGAAACAUAGAAAAGGUUUCGGAAAAUCCUCUUAUUUUUUAAACCCUGGGGCGUGCGUUUUUUUUUAUGUUCCUGGCCAUCUGAGACUUUCUAGCCGUUGCCAAACAGAGCUUCCCUAACAUGAGAGCGCCAACCGCCUUCCAUGCUGUGUUCAAUGAGUCAAAGCGUAACAGGAGACUCUCCAGCAUGAGAUGCUUCCAGAACGAGAUACAGGUGCAGUUUCGGAAUGUUCUCAGAGAAAAUGGAUAGAAAAAGAAAAUGAUUUCUAUAAUUUAUGAGCCCCUUUUUUUUUCCUUUUUUUCUUUCUUCAGGCUGCUAGUUUUAUUUUGGGUAAUCUUCUCGACGUGCUGGAAGAGCUUCAGUCAGCUCAGGUUCUAGUCUCGAGCCUCAUGUCGACGACUUUCUCGGCCCUCUCUGGUCAGAUGACACCCUCCCUCUUCCCCAACCUCAUUAACCAUCUCUCUCUCCUCUUACGGAUCUUGUGGGGUUGACCUGCAGAUGGUCAACUCGAUCUGCAACUCCAGUUUGUUGACUUGAAGACCGGGAGAAAGGUCGUGCUGGCGCUUGACAUGACCGACCUCAACUGGUGAGUACUUUCCUUCGUUGACUUGAAGACGGCUUUACGAAGGCUUUUCUUCCACUCACCGUUAGCCGGCUUCUCCCCCUUCCUCAGCGCCGUAUAUCCCUCGGAACCCUCCGAGCUGCGCGUAGCCGUCCUCUGCUCGCCGGCGGCGCCGGAGGAUGUCGCCGCCGCCGUUCGCAGCCUCAAAGGCGGCCGUCCGGCGCUGCUCCGCCUCUGCCGCCGCGUGUCCCAGCUCAUCCAGGGUUAG
This is a messenger RNA of Spirodela intermedia, 7492 nucleotides long. The record is from the annotation of a GenBank genome assembly. NCBI's taxonomy places the organism in Eukaryota, Viridiplantae, Streptophyta, Magnoliopsida, Alismatales, Araceae.